Molecule: messenger RNA, 750 nt
Organism: Rhodotorula graminis WP1
Lineage: Eukaryota; Fungi; Basidiomycota; Microbotryomycetes; Sporidiobolales; Sporidiobolaceae
Exons: 5
Biological process (GO): DNA repair
Cellular component (GO): nucleus; Smc5-Smc6 complex
Source: RefSeq, a predicted model, not a curated record
CGUGGCGACCUGCAGAACACGACGGUCGACGCCCUCACACACCAGGUCUCCUCGGCCAACUCGCUCUUCUCGCACGUGCAGAACCCGUCCGAGGCCGUCCUCGACUCGCGCGUCCUCAUGGCCACGUCCGAGGCCGGUGCGCUCAAGGCGCGCCAGCUCAAGAUUGACGCCGACGCGUUCGACACGGACGAGUUCCUCGCGCGCCUCAGGCGCUUCCUCGGCGGCGAGGCGGCGAGGAGCGACCGCGCGAGGAGGCGCGACCGGACGACGGGCGGCGGCGGUCGCGCGAGGGGGAGGAGGGCCGCGAGCGACGAGGACGAGCUCGAGGACAGCCAGGAGGACGACGACGUUGCGCUCCUGUGGGGGCGUGCCGGGCAGGUCCUCGCCGGCGAGAGCAAGCGUCCGGCGCCGCUCGACUUCAUGUACGGCCCGCUGCAGCUCGAGAUCAAGGAGAAGAAGGCGCGCACGCAGAGGGCCAAGAACAAGGUCGACGAGGCGGACCGCAUGCGGCCUGAGGAGCUCCAGGCCGAGGACGUCGCCAAGAACGAGAACGAGACGGGCAAGGUCGUCGCCAAGGUGCGUCCUCGCGCUCUCCUCCCUCGCCUUCACCUGUCGGCCGUGGCGGCCGCGACCGGCAUCCCGUACCUCAAGUUCGUUGUCAACCCGCACUCGUUCAGCCAGACGGUCGAGAACUGCUUCUACUUCUCGUUCCUCGUCCGCGAGCAGAAGGCGGCCAUCGAGGUCGACGAC